AUUUCUGAGUUAUUUUAUAAAAACAGUUUUAGUCUAACUGUUGGGUGGCAUUCAGCCAUGUUGUCCUCAUUGUUACAUUUUAUAUAGUAAACAUUUAACAUGUAUUUCUUGUGUUUGGGUGCAUUUUAGGCAAAUGCUAAGGGAACAGGCACGCAGGACCAAAACCACAAGGAACAUCACACAACCACAAUGACCAAUGAUUCAACAAGGACUGAGUGAGGGAGAGAAGCAUAUACUGUAUACCCAGGGCACCGGGUGACGCAAGUGAGACUAAUGACAGGCACAGAAUGCUGAGUUUGAGUUGUCCGAGCUCUGGAUGUGGUCCAUGAACGCACCGCGAUGUUCCAGAGUGUGAGUGACAGAGCUGCUGCUCCACGGUAGCUGCUCGGCUCCACUCUUCUCCACUCCACUCCACUCCACGCCGACGCACGGUACCGCCACGGGAGCAGAGGGAGGGCACACGGAGGCGCAGUGUGUGACUGUGUGUGCGUGUCUAUGUGCCAAAGGUGCACAAAAUGGGCAAAAACCAGCACGGACGGAGCUCCAAAACACAGUAGUAGUUGUACAGGCUGUAGUAGUUAAAGUGCAGAAGAACAGUCGGAGCUCCGAGCUCAGCGUGGCCGCAUGUGCUCGACCCUGCGCGGCUGCAAAACUUGCGCUGCACUGCUCGUUUCUAAGAAGACUGCACCAAAACAACCAUAAAACGACAAAAAGAAGAAAGAAGAGGAAUGUUACCGUGAAGUCCGUGUUUACAAACUAAAGUGUGCUGCAGGUGUGACGGGUUCCUGCCUCAUCCCUACAUGCUCGGGUGGACGUGGGAGAGAGGUUCGGUCGAGCUGUAGGAUGUUUAAAUGACUGGAAGUUUAUUGAAAAAAUACCCAAAACAGAGAAAAACAAGUUUUUAUUGUUAAGUGCAAGUCGUGGAGGUGACAUGGAUGGACAGGCUUCAGAAGAGGACGUCCGUAAGAGCGGAUACCUCCGCAAACAGAAGUCCAUGCACCGGCGGUACUUCGUGCUCCGGGCCGCCUCAGAACGCGGUCCGGCCCGGCUCGAGUACUACGAGAGCGAGAAGAAGUUCCGCGGCAAGGCCCCUGUCCCGAAGAAGGCGGUGGCUCUGGAGACGUGCUUCAACAUCAACAAGCGGGCCGACUCCAAGAACAAGCACAUGAUCGUGCUCUACACCCGGGCGGAGAGUUUCGCCAUCGCCGCGGAGAACGAGGCGGACCAGGACGAGUGGUACCAGGCCAUGGUGGAGCUGCAGUGCAAAAGGUGGUGUCCUAGAGUUAGUUUACUGACAGGAGUGUGUGUGUGUAAACACUGGAUCUUAUCCUGUCCACCACGGAGCAGCAGCGGCCCUUAUCACUCUGCUCUCACACUCCAUAUUGGCUUCUUAGAAAAAUGAACAGAAAAAAGAACUGUUUGGGUUCAUGUCUGUGUCCCACAGCUGUGGUCACUUCUUUUUUUCCCCCAAGAACUCAACACACACACACACACACACACACACACUGGCUGCAUGUUGUUUUCGGACUGUUCUGCUGACUGUGCAAUAUUACAUAAGACAUUGAUCCUUUAAAUGCUGAAUCAAAUAAGGAAGCAGUGCUGGAGAGUCACAGGUGCAAUAUGUUGUAACUUUGCAUAAAAAAAUCUUUGACUGAAAUAUUUGACUUUAUUUUUAGCUGGGAACUUGUACAAACUAAUAUUGUUAAUAUAUUUAACUUUCAUUUCAGGUAACAGUUAAACAAGAUAUAUUUGCACAAUCAUUUUGGAACAUAGUCCCAACCUUACAUUUGGCAAGGUUUUUCUGUUGUUGAUUCAGUUUCUUGGACGUUAGCUUUUUGUUAAGCACAAUGGAAAACGCAUGGCAUCAAGCACAUGGCUCUGAAUAAAGGUUUUCAAACUCAAAAGUCAUUCAAAUUAUUUUUUAAGAAGAAGAGGAAAACUGCAGCGAAUAGAAUGUUCUCUGUGCUGUGAUGUAGAAUCACCAAUUUCCUCACGGAGGUUUGGCCAGAAGAGAGUGUAAAGUUGCCAGAUCGCACAUACAGAACAUUUAUAAAUACACUGUUUUUGCUUCAGUCCCCCAUUUCUGCCUGGGGAAUUUUAGUUAAUUAACUGCUAACACUUUUGCACCAAAGUGCAUACAAAAAAGGAAGUGCGCUGCACAAGAGCUGCUGAUCGUCUGCUUCCUUAUUUUGUCUUAUUUUUGUCAGUGGUCUCCAACCUCCGGGCCACAGACCGAUGCCGGUCCAUGGGUCAGUUAGUACAGGGUCGCACAGAAAAAAAUGCACAACUUACAUGAUUUCCUUUUUAUUUAUUAUCUGAUUCUGAACGAUGUUUUACUUACUUAGAUGUCAAUCAUGGUUGCCUCGGUCACAUGUCUUACCUACAUCCAUCUGCCUUGUUAAAAGGUCUGCUGCGGCCGGUAAGACAUAAUACAUUACCGCUAAAUGAAAACCCAGAGCUAGCAAAAUGAAUAGAAAACAAACGUCUCCGGAAAGUUUCAUAGCGCAGGGUAAAAGAACCAAUGAGGAGACAGAAGAGCCUACAUCUUCAAAGAAAAAGAAAGCUGCAUUUAACAGACAAUUUCAGAAGUCCAACCUAAAAUAUGGAUUAAUCAGCACCAAACUCCACAGAGAAAAGUGACAAUUUAGUACAUUGAACACUAAAAUGUCACUUUUUAGUGACAUUUUAGUGUCACUGUUGCUGCAACGGUUUUGCACCAUCGUGUCACUCAAGGUGAAUUAGAAUGAAAGUUUUCAAACAGCACAGUCCAGAGCAACACAACUCUGACAAAUAGAUGAGGCUGAGUGUUAACAACUGCUGUGUCCUAAAUUUCCUACAUGGCGUUUGGUAUUGGUGUCAUGAUCUUCAGUUUUAAGAAAUAAAAGACCGCGUAAAAAAUAAAAAAAGGAAACAUGUUUUCUGAGAAAUCCAGGACUUUUUAAUCAGGUCAAUUUUUUUUUUUUGUGGCUAAAUUCAGUUCUUUCUUUGUUCCCUGGUGGCAGUGAGUCUCCGUGUCCCAGGCCGAUUGUCAGGGACAGUAACAGCACAUUCCGUAAAGUGCUGACAGUGUGCGAAGCCUGACCUUAUGCGUCUGACAUUUUAUUUUUCUGAUCGACUUGUAAUGUGUAAGCAGCUUAGUGUGUCCUCUGAAGUGGAUUUGUCCAAAUUGUCUUCAUGUGGAUACUUUUUCCACGUGUGUGCGCCUGGCAGUGUGUUCUCAGACGGCGUCUAUCACCCUCUGUGUAAACACAGCUGUCCCAUCAAAAAGUGGUGAGCACAGCAACUUUGAAUCACCUGUUCAACCUCUCUCUGGAGGGAGAAGUCACAGUCCAGAGGGCACUGGUGACGCAAUCACGGUAAACAAAACUCAAGGUGCUUAUCACACACGACCCGCCGCAGCCGCUGUGUUACAUAAAACGGCCGAUGACGAUUAGGGAGGGAAGUAAAACGCACACCUGAGGAGAAAAGAACGAGGCCACCGUGCUCCUAUUUUGAGACGUCUGGGUUUUAAACCACAGAGGACAGAUUUGGCAAAUUCAAAGAUUGCAAGAAGCUGCAGACUGCCAGUAGGUGCAUUAGGGGAGUCUCAUGUAACUGCAAAUUUUGGACUUGGUGUUGUGGCUCCCCCACACUCAUCUGUUGCUUCAGCACAACUGAGGUUUGUGUACGUGUGUGUGAAUCCAUCUUUGCAAGUAUUUUGCGAGUUUCCGCGAGACAGGAAAGUGAAUAGACAGAUGUCGGCACAGACAGAGAUGCUUGAGGGCUAGUGAGAAAGAGACUCUCUAACUUUUUCCCCAGUGGAUUCCCAAACGGAGAAGGUUUCCAGGGUGUGAAUUAUCCCAUCCACAGUCGCUAAGUGUUGCUUCCGGAAAGAUUAUACCUACUGUUUUGUCUUUCUAUGAGUUGUAGUAGAAACACAAAACUCCUUUUAUAAAGACACAGUCCAUGAUUCAUCACAUUACAACCUAAAAUAACAAAAAGACACAUUGUGCUAAAAUUAUAAAUUUUGCUUUUGGGAUGCAAGAAAAAGUACUGGAGAAAACCCCUCAAAAACCUUCAGAAAGUACACAGAAACACCAUUGUCUGAGCCAGGGUGCCACCUAAUGACAGGGUCAGAUAUUUGCAAGGGCUCCAGGCAAAAAUACCAUUAAAAUACCAGAGUUGACCCUUGUAAUUACCAUGAUAGGGGGUUUUAUUCUGCAAUAAAUUAUAAAAUAAGAGUAGUCAAAGACUUUUUUGUAAGUAAGCUCAAGGGGAAAUUAAAAC
Messenger RNA from Cynoglossus semilaevis (tongue sole), 4266 nucleotides. Its product is annotated as insulin receptor substrate 1. Gene Ontology annotation, biological process: insulin receptor signaling pathway. Bases 932 to 1402 code for a protein of 156 amino acids. Gene Ontology annotation, cellular component: cytosol; plasma membrane. The transcript is spliced from 3 exons. Lineage: Eukaryota; Metazoa; Chordata; Actinopteri; Pleuronectiformes; Cynoglossidae. Gene Ontology annotation, molecular function: insulin receptor binding; phosphatidylinositol 3-kinase binding. The record is from RefSeq and is a predicted model, not a curated record.